AAACAAACCAAAUCGAAUCAAAUAACACCGCACCCUACUCGUUUUUAGCAGCGAACAACAUUCUUGAUUCUCCCUCUAAUUUUGUCGAGACCACACGAAAGUGCGAGUGGAUAUCAAAAGCACCACUCCAGCAGAAAAAAUGGCUGCUGCCUUAGCACCAUCGCCUUCUCUCCGGUUCAAUCCUUACUCCACCCUCCGGCUCCUCUCCUUCUACCCCAGAACCCCACUUCCCCGCCGCACCCCAACUCCAAUUUUCCCGCCAUUUCUUCCCCGCCUCUCCCGCGCCGCCGCCGUCCCUCGCCGGAGGUCCUUCUGUACCCUCAUCUCCGCAGCUCUCCACUCCGGCGGAGCUGCCGAGAGGACGAAACCGGAAAUUGCUGAAGAUCGGAGGUCCGAAGGCGGCAACAACAGAGUUGGGGAAUUCAGGAAGAAGCUCAAGGUUGUGGAUGUCAAGGGAGGGUCCGAUGAGGGGCUCGAGCGCCUGGGCCAGAGCUUGGUGGUUAUGGGUUGGGUUCGUACUCUCCGAGUUCAAAGUAGCGUUACAUUCAUUGAGGUUAAUGAUGGGUCGUGUCUCUCAAACAUGCAAUGUGUAUUGGGCUCAGAUGCUGAAGGUUAUGAUCAGGUAGAAUCUGGCUCAAUCACAACUGGUGCAUCAAUAUGGGUGCAAGGGAUAAUAUCUGCCAGCCAAGGAUCAAAACAGAAAGUGGAAUUGAAGGUCAACAAAAUUGUUCUGGUUGGAAAGAGUGAUCCUUCGUAUCCCAUCCAAAAGAAAAGGGUCAGUAGAGAAUUUUUGAGAACAAAAGCUCAUCUUCGGCCAAGAACAAAUACUUUUGGUGCGGUUGCAAGAGUGAGAAAUGCUUUGGCAUAUGCUACUCACAAGUUUUUCCAGGAAAAUGGAUUUGUAUGGGUUUCCAGUCCCAUCAUUACUGCUUCAGAUUGCGAAGGAGCAGGUGAACAAUUUUGUGUGACUACUUUGAUUCCAAGUUCUAGAGAAGCCUCUCAUUCUCCUGUGGAUGGCAUUCCAAAAUCAAAUGAUGGCCUAGUUGAUUGGUCACAAGAUUUUUUUGGGAAGCCAGCAUUUUUGACUGUCUCUGGCCAACUCAAUGCUGAAACCUAUGCUACUGCUCUGUCUGAUGUAUAUACAUUUGGCCCCACAUUUCGGGCUGAAAAUUCCAACACUUCUAGGCACCUGGCUGAAUUUUGGAUGAUUGAACCGGAACUUGCAUUUGCUGAUCUGAAUGAUGACAUGGCCUGUGCAAGUGCCUAUCUCCAGUAUGUAGUGAGACACAUCCUCGAAAAUUGCAAAGAAGACAUGGAAUUUUUCAACACUUGGAUUGAGAAAGGAAUCAUUGGUCGAUUGAGUGAUGUGGCUGAGAAGGACUUCGUGCAGUUGACUUAUACUGAUGCAGUUGAACUUCUUCUUAAAGCAAAUAAGAAAUUUGAAUUCCCAGUCAAGUGGGGUUGUGAUUUGCAGAGUGAGCAUGAACGUUAUUUAACUGAAGAGGCAUUUAGAGGAUGCCCUGUAAUUGUCAGAGAUUAUCCAAAGGAGAUCAAAGCAUUUUAUAUGCGGCAAAAUGAUGAUGGAAAGACUGUCGCAGCAAUGGAUAUGUUGGUUCCCCGGGUUGGCGAGCUUAUUGGUGGAAGCCAGAGAGAAGAGAGGCUUGAAUAUUUAGAAGAUCGGUUGGAUGAAUUAAAGCUGGAGAAGGAAAGCUACUGGUGGUAUCUUGAUUUGCGUCGUUACGGUUCAGUUCCUCAUGCAGGCUUCGGUUUGGGUUUUGAAAGGCUUGUACAGUUUGCAACUGGGAUAGACAACAUUCGAGAUACUAUUCCGUUUCCCCGGGCACCUGGUUCGGCAGAGUUCUAAAGCGAUGGCUUCCAGUUGCGGAACAAAUUUCCCGCAAUUUGUAUUACUAAUUUGUUAACUCAUCUAUAUAUAGAGCUGGAGCUGGAGGAUAAGUCGGUAUUGAUUUCUGCACGUUUGUCGCCAUUUUGUGGCUGUUUUCUUGACCAACCCAUUUUUUGGGAGGUAGCACAUUCCCAGUGAAAUCAUUCUAAAAUCUCC
Molecule: messenger RNA, 2062 nt
Organism: Malus domestica (apple)
Lineage: Eukaryota; Viridiplantae; Streptophyta; Magnoliopsida; Rosales; Rosaceae
Product: asparagine--tRNA ligase, chloroplastic/mitochondrial
Biological process (GO): asparaginyl-tRNA aminoacylation
Cellular component (GO): mitochondrion
Molecular function (GO): asparagine-tRNA ligase activity; ATP binding
Source: RefSeq, a predicted model, not a curated record